Messenger RNA from Penicillium atrosanguineum, 1086 nucleotides. Its product is annotated as 3-oxo-5-alpha-steroid 4-dehydrogenase family protein. The coding region runs from base 1 to 1086 and encodes 361 amino acids. The transcript has 2 exons. Gene Ontology annotation, molecular function: oxidoreductase activity, acting on the CH-CH group of donors. Gene Ontology annotation, biological process: lipid metabolic process. Lineage: Eukaryota; Fungi; Ascomycota; Eurotiomycetes; Eurotiales; Aspergillaceae. The record is from RefSeq and is a predicted model, not a curated record.
AUGGGAGCUUCCCUUUCCAUCAUCUGGGCCUCACUGCCCCCGCCGACUGAGUUCUUCCCACCAAGCCCAGCAGCCUACACAACCCUACUCACGACCUUCCAAUACUUCCCUGUUUGUACAGUUUUUCAAUGGCUCCUCUCCUGGCACCCGGCCGGCAAAACCAGCCUGCAAAGCUCAUUUUUGAACAUUCCAGGCCGAAUUGCAUGGUUCGCAAUGGAGAUUGUCGGCCCUAUCAACCUAAUAUACAAUCUCUCCUUUGGCUCGCCAUCAUUCUCCGAGCUUCCAGCAUCAAAUCAGCUCGUCGCAGCUCUCUACUGCAUCCACUACUUCAACCGCGGCAUCAUCUCCCCUUUCUUUUCAGCACCUAGCAUGUCGCCCAUCCAUGCAUUCGUCAUGACUAGCGCCAUAGCAUUCAACUGGCUCAAUUCUUCCUGCAUUGCAGGCUGGGUCCGCGGAUAUGCCAUCCCGGUCCCCGACUUCAAGACAGAUGGCACUGGCGCAUUGGCUACCUCCCUAUCUUCCCCUUCCCCCUUACUUGAGACUCUCCCCCUCAUUGGCGUCGCACUCUUCGUCAUCGGUAUGGCGGGAAACAUCUACUCCGAAAAGGCUCUCUUCCGCUUCAGAAGAGAAGAAGCGGAGAAACGAGCCGCUAAGAAAUCGGACUCCCGGACUCCCGCCGGCGAUGGCAAGUACCACAAGGUUUACGUGAUCCCACCUGUCCAGGGCGUGUUCCGAUCUAUCUUGUACCCACAUUAUGUCUUUGAGUGGAUCGAGUGGACUGGGUUUGCUCUGGCUGGUACAGCCGUGUUUCCUCUAGCUGCCUUUGCGAAGACGAAUGUUGCUAGUGUUGGUGCUGACAUCGGCGUUGCGCCUCAAAUGUAUCCUGCGCCGUGGGUCAUUCCUGCUGUGUGGGCUGCUGACAAGUAUGGAUUGCCGCUACCGCUGCCUGCUGUGUUGUUUGUUAUCAAUGCGGUUGCGAAUAUGCUGCCUCAUGCUCGCUGGGGACGUAAGUGGUAUGUUGAGAAGUUUGGGGAGAAGGGUGUUGCCGGGCGCGGUGCUGUCGUGCCGUGCUGCUCGUGGAUGUGA